GAAUUGAGGAAUGAAUAGAACAUUGACUUACUAAAAAAAAAAAACUCCAGUGCAAAAUCAAAUGAAUGAACUUCACCCAGAGAAAGGGGAAAGGGGCCAAUAACACUGAUUCAUUCAAUUUUAUUACCCGCUCAACAACUCUCUCUCUCUCUCUCUCUCUCUCAAUCGAUACAGAAGAGAGAAAAAAUUUCAACUGUAAACAAUGCUCGCCGCUGCUUCGAGGCACGCCAGGUACACACCCGGCCGCAACAACCGUGUCCGGUCACUCUUAAACGCUUCCGGCAUCACCACCGGUUACUCAAUUCCCACUUCAAAUGGAAUCAGUUACAGUUACAGUUACAGUAACCUCAACACCAGAACUUCCCCAAGCUUACUCUUCUCUAUCAAAGCCUUUCUCUCCGAUCCAUCAUCAUCACAUAACAGAAGUUUGAAGGUAGAUGGAAGAGCGUUGUUUUCAACUUCAGCUAAAACUGAUGAAGGAAGUCAGAGGAAUAAAAAAACUGAUUCUAAUGUGGCUAAAUCGCCUCCAGGUGGUGCUGAUUUAAGGAUCCUAAAAUCGCUUGCUGGUUACCUUUGGAUGAAAGAUAAUCCCGAAUUUCGGUUUCGGGUUGUUGCUGCAUUGUGUUUACUUGUUGGAGCCAAGGUUGUGAAUGUUCAGGUCCCUUUCUUAUUCAAGCUUGCAGUUGAUUGGUUGAAUACUGCCACGGGCAAUGCUGGUCUUGUUGCUUCAAGUCCUACUGUGAUGACACUUUUUGCUACCCCCGCGGCAGUGUUAAUUGGAUAUGGGAUUGCUCGUUCGGGAGCUUCUGCUUUCAAUGAACUGCGGACUGCUUUGUUUUCUAAGGUAGCUCUGCGAACAAUUCGUUUAGUUUCAAGAAAGGUCUUUUCACAUUUGCAUGACCUUGACCUCCAAUAUCAUCUAAGUCGAGAAACUGGUGCAUUAAGUCGAAUAAUUGAUCGUGGUAGUCGUGCAAUAAAUUUCAUUCUCUCCGCUAUGGUGUUCAAUGUACUACCUACCAUAAUAGAGAUAUCUAUGGUAUCAGGUAUACUGGCCUACAAAUUUGGAGCACCUUUUGCGUGGAUUACAUCCUUGUCAGUUGCUGCUUAUGUUGCUUUUACACUUUCUAUCACACAGUGGAGGACUAAAUUCAGGAAAGCCAUGAAUAAGGCUGAUAAUGACGCUACUACCAGGGCUAUUGAUUCACUUAUUAAUUAUGAGACAGUCAAAUACUUCAAUAAUGAAGGUCAUGAAACUGAUCAUUAUGACAAGUACCUAGAGAGGUAUGAGGAUGCUGCUCUGAAAACCCAACACAGUCUCGCUUUGUUGAACUUUGGUCAAAAUGCUAUAUUUAGUGCCGCUCUUUCAACAGCAAUGGUUCUGUGUUCUCAUGGGAUCAUGAAUGGCACAAUGACCGUUGGUGAUUUGGUGAUGGUAAAUGGGCUUCUCUUCCAACUAUCUCUUCCACUCAAUUUCCUUGGUAGUGUUUAUCGUGAAACUAUACAAAGUCUAAUUGACAUGAAAUCCAUGUUCCAAUUACUUGAGGAAAAAGCAGACAUUAAGGAUAAAGAAAAUGCACAGCCUCUAAGAUUCAAUGGGGGAAAGAUCCAAUUUCAGAAUGUACAUUUUAGUUACCUCACAGAAAGAAAGAUACUAGAUGGAAUAUCGCUACUUGUGCCAGCUGGUAAAAGUGUUGCAAUUGUUGGGACUAGUGGAAGUGGAAAAUCAACCAUUCUCAGAAUGCUAUUCAGAUUUUUUGAUCCCCAUUCUGGAAGUAUAAAGAUAGAUGAUCAAGAUAUUCGGGACGUAACCCUUGAGAGUUUACGAAAGUCUAUCGGUGUUGUUCCACAAGAUACUGUACUUUUCAAUGAUACAAUAUUCCAUAACAUUCACUAUGGUCGGCUUUCAGCAGCAGAAGAGGAGGUCUAUGAAGCCGCCCGGAAAGCAGCAAUCCAUGACACCAUCAUGAGUUUUCCUGAGAAAUACGCCACUGUUGUGGGAGAGCGAGGGCUAAAGUUAAGUGGUGGUGAGAAGCAACGUGUUGCCCUUGCUCGGGCAUUCUUAAAAGCACCUGCAAUUCUGUUGUGUGAUGAAGCUACAAGUGCUCUUGACAGCACAACAGAAGCAGAGAUUUUGAGUGCAUUGAAGUCAUUAUCAAACAAUCGAACUUCCAUAUUCAUUGCUCACAGGCUCACCACUGCGAUGCAGUGUGAUAAGAUCAUUGUUUUGGAAAAUGGAAAGGUGGUUGAGCAUGGACCACAUGAAGUGCUCUUAGCAAAUGCAGGAAGAUAUUCACAGCUUUGGGGACAGCAAAAUAAUACUAUUGAUGCAAUUGACCCGGCCACCAAAUUGGGAGCAUAAAGAUUAUAGAAACCAUCUUCCUUUAUCGACUCAAGAUUGGAAGAAAUGCAUUGCACAAUGUUAAUGGUGCAUGUAUUAAGUCCAUUUUGAAGCUCAGCAGUGCAGUGUCAGUCAUAAGAUCUCUUCAGCACGAGUAUCACAUUCCUUAUUGUUGGGUAGUGCAGCAGGGUCGUCGAUUUACUAUAAUGGUGAAUUUGAAAAAUUCAUACAUAAUUUAUUAGUGUUCAAAAGAACUCAUCAGUGUUAGAUAAAUGAAGUUGGAUCGGCUUCUGUAGACAGCAAAAUUUUGUAUGAUAUGUAGAUUAUAAAUCGUAUUAUUGCAUAUUCUAAGCACUUCUAAAUAACAAGAAGCGCUUACCUGUAUAUGGAGUGCUAGACUGACCAGUGACAUGUACCUGCUUAUUUUGCAGCUGAUUUAUUUUUUACAUUUUUUUAGAGUGGAUUGAUUCAGUAAUCUUAUUCCAGAAAAA
Messenger RNA from Medicago truncatula (barrel medic), 2829 nucleotides. RefSeq names its product ABC transporter B family member 25, mitochondrial. Gene Ontology annotation, molecular function: ABC-type transporter activity; ATP hydrolysis activity; ATP binding. The coding region runs from base 203 to 2359 and encodes 718 amino acids. The record is from RefSeq and is a predicted model, not a curated record. The transcript is spliced from 20 exons. Gene Ontology annotation, cellular component: mitochondrial inner membrane. Gene Ontology annotation, biological process: transmembrane transport; intracellular iron ion homeostasis. NCBI's taxonomy places the organism in Eukaryota, Viridiplantae, Streptophyta, Magnoliopsida, Fabales, Fabaceae.